AUGGAGUUGAUGUGGCUGUACUUUGCUUGUCAGUACCUCCUCUUCAUCGGAGUCUUCGCCUGCAGCGGUCGCUUGUGCCUCAGGGUGCAUAAGACCGGUUCUGUGUCUGACAUCCACCAGGGCAGCCAGCUCUCCAAGCCCUGGUCUGUGUCCAACUGUCUGCGCCUCACCCUGGGUCUGGUGGGAGCUCUAGGUGGCGCUGUGGAGCUCCCGGUCACUGUUAUUCUAAACAAGCGUAAUCCCACCUGCAUGUACACGUGUAUCACUUUGGUCUGUGGCCCACUGAUCAUUCGACACUUCACAAUGUUCCUGCUGAUGCUCUUGUCUCUGGAUGAUCAUCUGCUCUACAUUUUGGCUCAUAGAUACUCGGCCGUGGUGACCCGGCGGAGUGCCCUGUGUGCGGUGCUGCUGAGCUGGGUGGCCUCCAUCUUGUCCUCCUUCGCCCAGUUCAUUGGCUCGGACAUCCUUCACACCUGGAGGGGCAAUGGAGGAUACGGGGGGUCAGAGGGUAUCAAUACUGACACAACCGGUCUUGGACUUGGAGACAAUUUGACCACAGCGUUACCAAUAACUACCCACAAUCCAAAGCCUCAAAAUGUCAAGGUUAUCGGAACAUUCUUGCCUUACGGUGGUUUCCUAUCAAAGUUCUAUGUGGAAGAUAUGCACAAUUUCACAUACGCUCAACUCCAUAGCAGUCACUGGGGGGUGUGCUCUCCUGACACACUUUUGAGUCUGAACUUUUUAGUCUACGUCUACGGCAUCACCGUAUUUCUGCUUCCGUUGGUUUGCCUGCUAGGUAUUUAUUUGAAUCUUCUCUGCAUGAAACCAAAACAAACCGAAGAAUUAGCCAAAAGCUCUUUCUCACAGUUGCGUUUUCUGUCCAUAUCAAUCUUCCUCCUUGUCAUCCUCUGCGCCCCCAUCCACAUCAUCCACUCCCUGGCAUUAUAUUCCCCCAAAACAGCAGUCCCCGUCUGGGUGCACAGGGCCGCGUCGUACCUCUUCCAGGCAUACAGCGUAGUGCCCCAAGUUCUCUUCACUCCUCCGAAGAAACGAGCAAGCAGGGUUAGGGAGGCUUUCUCUCUCUCCUCACGCCAACCCCCCCUCGCUCCCGUCGAUGCCACCGGAGGCAAGGCGGUGCUGCGUGGAGCGGUGCAGGCGGCUCAGUGGGCCUCAGCCAAAAACGCCCUCAAAGCUAAAAUCUGCCCCCAUGUGUGA
Messenger RNA from Boleophthalmus pectinirostris (great blue-spotted mudskipper), 1215 nucleotides. RefSeq lists its product as uncharacterized. NCBI's taxonomy places the organism in Eukaryota, Metazoa, Chordata, Actinopteri, Gobiiformes, Gobiidae. Bases 1 to 1215 code for a protein of 404 amino acids. Gene Ontology annotation, molecular function: G protein-coupled receptor activity. The record is from RefSeq and is a predicted model, not a curated record. Gene Ontology annotation, biological process: G protein-coupled receptor signaling pathway. Gene Ontology annotation, cellular component: membrane. The transcript is spliced from 2 exons.